GAGUUGUGUUCCUACGCCGGAACGCAUGGGACUAUUUUCAAGCACAACUCUGGGAGUCUUGGUGGGGGUUUCCGAUGUUGAUUGACCAAGUUUGCGGUGUUUGUUUACCGUUAUGGAUGAAGUAAGCCCGCUGGGCGUUUAUUUAGUGAAAUCCGGAAGUAAGGGCGACCGACUGCUGUUUCGGUAUCCGUAUGCCAUCGACACAGAAAGUGACACCCACGGAAACAAAAAACGAAGCAACCCGUACGCACUCAUUCUCACCGAGGACACCCUGAACACAACCAGAAGCCGAACUUGUUCUGAAGUCUCUGACAAAAACUUAGUGCUGAUCUCGGACAAGGCGCUGUCCAACCUGUUUGCCACCAAGAGUGAACUCUGUAACCGCAAGUUUGAGCUCAAGGUGAACGACGUGCGGUUCGUGGGGCACCCCGUGCAGCUCUGUUCCAAGCGGGAGACGUCGACCUUCCUCAUGUUCAACGUCGUCUUUGCUCUCAAGGCCAAUGCGAGUCAUGACAUCGUCAACUUCUACCACGACUUUACGCACAAGGUUGCCAUCGCGCUGUCAUCGGAAGAGAGCCGCUGUAACUACCUGAGUGGCGAGCUCAAAAGCAUGCUCCAAGCACACGACGACACCGUGGCCAUGCCCGAGGACAGUGAAGAAUCUCCGUACUACCUCAUCCUCAAGCGAAGUCAAUUGGCCAGAGACCUGCAAAGAGCCUACAAUGAAUUGCACAGCAGCGGUUCCGUGCACCUGCGGAUAAACAGGUGGAUCAACGUGUCCUUCUGCCUUCCGCACAAGGUCCACAGGUUGAGGCUCACCAGAAAUUCUCUAAAGGCAGAAGCCAUCCAAAAGUGCCUCAUGCAGCUCAGGCCGUACCACACCCUCCUGCUGCUUGUGGAUCCACGAGAACUUGCCGACUCGCUGCCCAACGACUCGUCUUCUGCUCUGGUACGGCUCAUCUUUACAGCCAGCCCGAUGCGGAGCCUUGUCCAGCUGGCCGCAGACACGGACCUUUCCCUCAAGCAGGUGUUCCAGUUGGCAGCACAUCUGGUGUACUGGGCCAAGGCGACCAUCAUCUAUCCGUUGUGCGAGAGCAACUGCUAUGUCCUCGCUCCCAAUGCGCCCACCGACACCAACUCUCCGGUCCACGAGCGCUUUGCCGAGAUGUUCCCUGGCGUGUCGCUGCCGGCGUUCAUGUCCAAGUUCUCUCUGCCGACCACCCUCUCGCAGCUCAACGACCCCAUGGACCUCAAGAACGAGAGAAAGCAGCUCCUCCAGAUCCUGGUGUGGAUGCUUCAGGAGCGAGUGCUGAUGCAGUUGCACACGUACGUGUACCUGGUGCCCACGGAGCAGCCGCACGGAUUCCUGGGCUCACGGCCGUUUCUGGCCGACCCCCACGCGGCUCAGCGGCCGGCCACGAGCCAGUCGGACUUCAGUGGCUCCGUGCCCAGCGAGGACUCGAUGGUGGGCAGCCCGAGCCAAUCCAGCCAGUCGUCGAAGUGCGCCUCGGACGAGGACCUGUCGCCCGCCGACCCCCUCUCAUGGGAGGAGCAGGAGGCGGUCAACAGGAUACCCGCCUACCGAAACCUCGAGGAUCGGCAGCUGUUUGUCAGGUUGUGCCCGAUGUUCAGGGGAAAACACCAUCUUGAAGAGAUUAUGUACGAAGAGAAUGUGAGGCGCUCUCAUUUGCUGGCCCUCCUGGACAAGUUUAGGGAAGUGCUGUUCACGGUGCAGCAUGAGGAUCCGACUGUGGCCAUUUUCUACAGCUGAAUGGGGACUGCCAUCUGUGGCAGGACAAGAUGCAAGAAGUGAACGGCGAUGGGAACGACGCGCUCCUGGACGGCAGCGGGCUCGGGCGACUUCUUGGCGGCGCGGACGACGAGCACGCCGUCGGCUUCGGCCACGAACUCGGAGACGACGUCGUCGAUGUUCACAUCCGGCGGCAGCAUGUAGCGCCGCGUGAACUCCCGGCUCACGAAGCCAUGCUCGUCCUGACGUUCAUCGUGUCGGCCGUGCACGACAACGGCGUCAGUGCCCACCAGCUUGACCGUGAUCUCGCUCGGCUUGAAGUGACUGACGUCGAGCCGAACUUCGAACUUGGAGUCGUCGUUAACGACCUCCGAGACACCCGUCGAACGAGAGCAUCCGUCGCCAAUGGCCGUCGUUUGCUGGGAUGGAGGAAGAAGUGAUGUGUGGAUCAAACGAAGGUGCCAACAUUUUUAUUUUUUAAUAAAUGAAUUAAGUGACGUCUGCA
This is a messenger RNA of Ixodes scapularis (black-legged tick), 2255 nucleotides long. It is a transcript of the gene Nprl3, whose product is annotated as GATOR complex protein NPRL3. Gene Ontology annotation, cellular component: GATOR1 complex. The transcript is spliced from 15 exons. The record is from RefSeq and is a predicted model, not a curated record. Bases 113 to 1771 code for a protein of 552 amino acids. NCBI's taxonomy places the organism in Eukaryota, Metazoa, Arthropoda, Arachnida, Ixodida, Ixodidae. Gene Ontology annotation, biological process: cellular response to amino acid starvation; positive regulation of autophagy; TORC1 signaling.